Messenger RNA from Episyrphus balteatus (marmalade hoverfly), 1190 nucleotides. RefSeq lists its product as uncharacterized. The record is from RefSeq and is a predicted model, not a curated record. Gene Ontology annotation, cellular component: lysosome. The transcript is spliced from 2 exons. Lineage: Eukaryota; Metazoa; Arthropoda; Insecta; Diptera; Syrphidae. Gene Ontology annotation, molecular function: cysteine-type endopeptidase activity. Bases 93 to 1088 code for a protein of 331 amino acids.
UAAUAAAAAAAGAUGUUAAAUUGUUUAUAAAAACACAAGUCUUGCUAUGAAUUCUAUCAUAAGUUACCUUAAACCCGUAUAAUACAAGUAAAAUGCGAAGAGUUUUUCUGGUGUUUUUACUAAUUUUGGCGAUUGCGAAAUCAUCGGGGUUCUUUGUCCAGGACUCCGAAUGGGAUAAUUAUAAGGCUAAAUUUGGAAAAACAUAUCGCGACCUUUUUGAAGAAACUUUUUCGCGCUUGUGCUAUGGCUUCAACAAAUUUGAAAUCCAAAAUCACAAUGACCGUUACAAAAGAGGCAUUGAAAGUUACCGAGUAGAAGUCAACCAGUUCAGCGAUUUAAAAUUUGUGAACUUCGUUGGAAUGUUCCCUCCAACUACAGACAUUCAAUCUAAUGCAGUUCCAUUCACAGUUCUAAAUACACCACCUCAAUCUUCGUUUUCGUAUACUGCUCAAGGAUUUACCAGUCCUGUUCAAAACCAGGGAAUUGUAUGCAACGGGGGAUGGGCCUAUGCCACUGCUACAACUAUACAAAUCUUCUAUGCAUCUAUAUCUGGAAAUCUUAAUUCAGAACUUCUUUCUGCUCAGAAUUUAAUUGACUGCGCUGGUGAAGCUACCUCUUGUAGCAAGCAAGUACCACAAACAGCUUUUGAUUAUUUAACAAAAAUGAAUCAAAAACUUUACCCGGAAAGUGAAUAUAGAAAUAAUCCAACAAGAACACAGGGAAUGUGUGUUUUACCAGUGGCUUCGACAGCUGGGAAAACCUUAAGGUCCUACUCUAGUAUUGAAGACGGUAAUGAUGAUAUGCUUAAGAGUGCCGUAAAUUUCUUUGCUCCUGUUGUAAUUAAAAUUAAUCCAGCGAACUUUGGAUUCAUGCACUACAAAGAAGGCCUUUAUACCCAGCCCAGACCUACUCGAAAUGCUGCACUUUAUGUAACAGUAGUGGGCUAUGGAAUUGACGAAAAGACAAAGAAAAAUUAUUGGCUUGUUCAAAAUUCGUUUGGAUCAACUUGGGGCGAGGCUGGAAUGAUGAGAAUUGAAAUGAAUUCAGCAAAACCAAUUGCCAGAUCAGGAGUUUUUCCUUCAGAGUGAACUAAAGUUGGAAAAAUAUUUAUAAAAUAAUAUAAAAUUUCGUGUUAUUGUUUUAAUGCAUGUGUAAGUUCUAAAAUAUUAAAUAAAGUUACAUACAUAGGU